AUGUCAAACAGCACUUUAAGUGGUCUUGGCUGUUUUCCGCUCGUAGGUUUAGCAUCCAGUAAGGUUUUGAACGGAUGUAUAUUCAAUUGGGUCUCCAAUGUCCGUGCAACGUCGGCAGGAUCAGACUUAUCUGGAACCAACGCAAUUUGCACGAUCUCCUUAAAGCUCAAAAUCUGUUGCGGAUCCAUGGUCAAGAACGGUUGUUUCUCAUUCACCACGGUCUCAAACCGGUGUGCUAUGAUCUCAAACUCAUCCUCGGUACACUUGUUGUCUGAUUUGCUGUUCAUUGCCUCCAAAAACUUCUCGUCCUCUUCGUCCAUACAGUAA
This is a messenger RNA of Ogataea philodendri, 327 nucleotides long. RefSeq lists its product as uncharacterized. The transcript has a single exon. NCBI's taxonomy places the organism in Eukaryota, Fungi, Ascomycota, Pichiomycetes, Pichiales, Pichiaceae. The record is from RefSeq and is a predicted model, not a curated record. Bases 1 to 327 code for a protein of 108 amino acids.